GAAGAAACGGCGUUAAAGAAUAAGGAAGUAAAAAAACAUUUUCUGACGUCGACGGAAAAGCCGGAGUGUGGUAUUUAUAUGUGACUAGUUGUACCAACUUAGACAGCUCUUUUAAAAUAUGUUUUGCAAAAAGAACCUGUUUUGACAAGUGUAAUAGCUGUCUUAUAGCCAUGUAGCUAGUUAGCUACAAAUACAGCUACUGUUGUGGACGAAGAGGUUCUGGUUUCAGUCACUUGCCUUAACCCUCUGGCUAUUAUCAAUGACAACUUGGUUAGCAAGCCAACGUUAGUCAAAGAAAAUCAGGUUUCCACAACCGAUAAUUCGAGAGUGGAGCCACAUAAUGGCAUACUGCGAUAAGACAGGUGAUCAUCCCUCAGCUUCUCUAAACAAUGAGGACAGUCGUAAUGGACAUGACCCGGCGACAGAUAAGCACCCGACUCCACACUCCAAAGGAAAUGCGAACGAUUGCUGUGCCACUGAAGAAGCCCGAACAGUGUCUGUCCCUCAUGGGUUGUGUGUAAAGAAGAAAAAGCUUGUCCUUCACGUUGACCUCAAUAACACCAUCUUGGUGUCUGAUGCUGUGACAAGUCAAGGAACUAUUGCAGCUUUGGAUUACUUUAUUUCCACAGUGACAUGGGGACAAAUGAGUAAACAAGGUAAGUGGAUGUGGAUGAGUGACUCACCUUCCCUACUUCCACCAUGUGAGGGCGCUGUCAGCUACUACUCCCAGUUUGGCCGGGUGGCAGGUUUCACCAGCUCCACUGCAGGUCGGCGGUUCCGGGGCGUGCUGGAUGAGCACCUGGCGAUGCUGCGAUGGCCGAAGGAGCUGAAGGGGGACAAGGAGCUGGCUGUGAAGGGGGAGGAUGGGCAGCUGUACCACUGGAUCUUGCCCUCCUUCUUCCAGCUACUGAAAGACCUGGUGACGGAAGGGAGGGACUUUGCUAUCCUGUUCCGCACUUUUGGCUCUGACCUUCCCCGCGUGCUGUCUGCAGUGUCCCGUGCCCUCACUCAGGGCUCCCACCCACUCUUCCCUGACCUUCCAGCACUUAAGCUGAGUGUGAAUGAGACGCCAGGCCAGAUCCGCUGCAGUAAGAAGGGGGCGGUCCUGACCCGGGCAGAGGAGCGUCUGUCGACCCGUGACGGGGAGCGAGCCCUGUACCAGUACCUCAGCUCUGUCCAGUGCCUGGGGGGCUUCCAGGACCAUUUUGACUGGUGGGCCAGGAACACCUACUCCAUCCUGGGAGGGAAACCUCUGUGGGUGGACCCCUUCGACCAGGAUGUCCAGCACAUCUUCAUCGAUGACAACAUUCGACAGAAUGACAAAGACACCAUUGUCCACCCAAAGGUGUUUCUAGACCGAGACGGCUCAGAGACCCGCACAGCCUCCACCUCAGAGCUGUAUGACCUCUGUCUGGUCCAGAACGACCUGCUCAAGGCCAUCUCAAACCCAGAGUACUUCACCCAGCGCAUCAGCAUCUGCCAGGAGAACUAUGACAGGAACCUUCAGCAGGGGGCAGGCUACAGUGGUUUGUCUGUAGCCUAGAGGUCCAGGGUGAGAAGGGGUUGGGACAACUCAGGUCUGUAGCCUAGAGGUCCAGGGUGAGAAGGGGUUGGGACAACUCAGGUCUGUAGCCCAGAGGUCCAGGGUGAGAAGGGGUUGGGACAACUCAGGUCUGUAGCCCAGAGGUCCAGGGUGAGAAGGGGUUGGGACAACUCAGGUCUGUAGCCCAGAGGUCCAGGGUGAGAAGGUGUUGGGACAACUCAGGUCUGUAGCCCAGAGGUCCAGGGUGAGAAGGUGUUGGGACAACUCAGGUCUGUAGACUGGAGGUCUAGGGUGAGAAGGGGUUGGGACAACUCAGGUCUGUAGCCUAGAGGUCCAGGGUGAGAAGGGGUUGGGACAUCUCAGGUCUGUAGCCUAGAGGUCCAGGGUGAGAAGGGGUUGGGACAACUCAGGUCUGUAGACUGGAGGUGGAAGGUAAAGGGGAGCUCCUGCAGUUGCUCCAACUCGUCCUCUAAGGUCAAUAUUCUCAGGGUGUGUGACACUGGCAACCAAUAUAUUGCAUAUGUAGAAGGCAUUAUUUUGUUGCUGUUUUUAAAUUCUAAUAUAUAUUUAAACAAAAAAAUGGUAAUUGAUAUAAAGGCAUUGUUUAUGUAUACCAAAAUGUGUUCAGAAAAGACUUGAAUGGUCAUACUUGAAUGUUUCUAAUAUUACAAAGAGAGAGAGCUGUGUGGUUGAGCAGUAAGACUAACUGUUACAACUUAAACCAUACUCUAGUCUACAGACAAAUUACUUUAAUAUUAACCACACUUAGUAUUACUGUUUGACUAUUUAUCAUGGCAAAACAAUGGAUGAGUUUGACCUAAUAUAAUUUGGGUUUAUGUGGUUUGGAGUUUAUUUGCACUGAAAAUGACUUUACUUUCUUUGAAGCGCUCUCAUGUGGAUAAAAAGUAUAUAUCCAGGGAAUGUGUGUCACGCUUUCUCUUGAAGGUUUGUCAUAGUGGUGGAUGAGGUGUGUGGCCCCGUUACAAUGUAAAGCUCUUUGGGUGUCUAGAAAAGCGCUAUACACCGACUGUACAAAACACUAAGGACACCUUCCCUCGGGGCAUGGACUCUACAAGGUGUCAAAAGUGUUCCACAGGGAUGCUGGCCCAUGUGAACGCCAAUGCUUCCCACAGUUGUCAAAUUUUCUGGAUGUCCUUUGGGUGGUGGACCAUUCUUGA
Oncorhynchus mykiss (rainbow trout) is the source of this 2721-nucleotide messenger RNA. RefSeq lists its product as uncharacterized. Lineage: Eukaryota; Metazoa; Chordata; Actinopteri; Salmoniformes; Salmonidae. The record is from RefSeq and is a predicted model, not a curated record.